AUGGCUCCGACUGGAUUUUUCGAUGCUUACCGUGACUAUGGAUACGGAACAUAUUAUCCAGAAGCCAGGACUGCUGUCACUGCUGACGUACUAUUUGCUGGAUUGAUAUACACAAUAUCUAUUUUGACUUUUUCGUUUUUUGUCAUUUUGCCAGGAAUGCGAGACCGCGAGCUUAUUAUUCCGCAUAGAAAAUCUCGAAACCAAGAAGAACAACUAGUUGAUGUAGAAGGGAGAUGGUUCCGAGAUGGACAAGAGGUAUUUUCAUCUUACCAAUAUUCUCUUAAAGAUAGUGGAGACGUGUUCACAUUAUGUUUCAAAGAACUAGCUCUGAGAGAUGCUGGAGACUAUGCAUGUGAAGUUCAUAACAAACUGGGAACAGAUAAGUGUGUAACCAGACUGAUAGUAGAAUCACCACCAAAAAUAGAUGUACCACUGAAGGAUGUAGCAACUCAGGUUGGCAGUAACUUUAAGAUUAAGAUUCCAUUCAAAGCUGUUGGUAAUAUUGAUGCUUCAUUAAGCAAAGAUGGGAAGAAGUGUGAUGAGAAUGACAGAUUGAAAAUCAUGGUGUUUGAUAAUUAUGUUACUCUCGCUGUGAAGGAUGCCCGACCGAAUGAUGAAGGCGUGUUCAAACUUACAAUAUCCAAUGAUAUAGGAUCUGAUACAGCACCCAUCAAUGUGAAAGUAUUACAGGAACCAGACCCACCAAGAAAUUUAGAUGUAGGCGAUGUGACAAAGAACACCAUUACUAUUACGUGGAAGCCACCAGAGUAUAACGGUGGCACCCCGAUCCGAUCAUAUGUUGUUGAACGAAAAGAAGAAGGUACUGAGAAAUGGUUUGCAGUUGGAAGCUAUGUCAAAGAUACAACAUUCACUGCUCAAGGAUUAUAUGAGGGUCAUAGUUACUUCUUUAGAGUUAGUGCUGAGAAUGAUAUUGGUACAAGUAGUCCACUGGAAAGCAAAAAUCCUAUCUUGGCAAAGGAUCCCUUUGAUCCACCAAGUGCACCAGGAGAGCCUAGCGUAGAAGCUAUUGGGUCCGAUUUUGUAAGUUUAACAUGGAGCAAACCUCAAUCAGAUGGUGGUAAUAGAAUAAAAGGGUACCAUGUAGAUAAAGCUGAACCAGGAUCAAAUAGAUGGAUUCGUUGUACCCGUAAUCCUGUACCACAAACCAUGUUUAAUAUCCCUAAUCUUAUAGAAGAUAGAGAAUAUGAAUUCCGUGUGUUUGCUGAGAAUGAGGCUGGUCUUAGUGAACCAUCACAGGCAUCAAAAUCUGUUGUAGUCAAAGAUCCUAAAGCUGCAGUCAGGCCUAAAUUUACAAAAACAUUGGUGGAACAAACUGUUGUACAAGGCAAAGUUGCCAGUUUUGAAUGUCAAGUGUCUGGACAGCCAAAACCAGAGAUUAGGUGGCUCAAAGGUUCUCGUGAAUUAUAUGGCAAUGACAAGUACUUGAUAACACAAGAAGGCGAUAAGUGUUUCUUAACCAUCAGUGAUGUAUUUGGUGAAGAUUCAGAUGAUUAUAUUUGUGAGGCAACCAACCGUGGAGGAAAGAAAGUAACAAGAGCUUCCUUAAUUAUUAAAUGUCCACCAAAGAUCAAAUUGCUACAACGCUACCUGGAUGGCCCUGUGGAAUUCACAAAAGGUGAUCCUAUCCGAAUUAGGGUACCUGUCACAGGUUACCCCAAACCAUCAUGCUCAUGGUCAAAAGAAGGCACUGAAAUUACAAAAGGAGUGGAAUCCACAGAGAGGCACACAACACUGUAUGUGUCAGUGGCAGAUCGAAAACAUUCGGGAGCAUACAAAAUCUUAGCUGAAAAUGACCAAGGAUCAGAUCAUGCUAUUGUGAAGAUUUUGGUUCCUGAUAUACCCAGCGCACCUACCAAUUUACGAGCACGGGACAUCACCUACGAUACAGUUGAACUAUCAUGGGAGGCAUCAACAGAUAACGGAGGCAGUCCAAUCACUGGCUAUGUUAUUGAAAAGAAGGAAGAAGACAUUGCCAACUGGAUGCGGGCAGGUUUCACUACUAUCACUACAGCAUCCGUUACCAUGCUUAGUUCUGGGAAGACAUAUGGAUUCCGAGUUAGGGCUGAUAACAUUCUAGGUGGUAGUGAUAAUGUAGAAAUCACACAUACAAUUACAACAGCAGAACCUCCAAAGAAGAAGAGACCUACAUUUGAAGAAGAGGAAGAAGCUAGAAGUAGAAGAAGAGUACCUGAAGUGUCCAAUUAUGAUAUUCUAAUUAAUAAAGAAAUGUUCCUUCCCAAGGAUGUCAAGAUUAGGUCUGGUAGUGUACAUGAUAGGUAUGAUAUUGGUGAAGAACUGGGAAGGGGUGAUUUUGGUGUUGUGUAUCGAGCAGUCGAGAGAUCCACUCAAAGAAACUUUGCAGCUAAAUUCAUUGAUUGUAAAUCACCUAUAGAAAAAGCAGCGAUAAAAGCUGAGAUAAAAAUGAUGAAUAGUCUCCAGUAUCCAAAACUUUUACAGCUUCAUGAUGCCUAUGAUUCUGGUGAUCAGCUUGUUAUGGUGCUUGAAUUUCUUUCUGGUGGUGAUGUUUUUGAUCGUGUAUUAGACUCUAAUUAUGUACUUACUGAACAAGAAGUUGCUCUCUAUGCUAAGCAAAUUGUAGAAGGUCUGAAUUUCAUGCACUCAAAGAGUAUUAUGUAUCUUGAUCUGAAGCCAGAGAAUGUUCUGUAUGAGAGCAAGAAAGGUUCCAAUGUAAAACUAAUUGAUUUUGGAAUGGCAACCAAGAUUGAUCCGGAACAGAAAGCCAAGAUGGUAUUUGGGUCACCUGACUUCGUAGCACCAGAAGUUUUAAACAAAGAUUCAGUUGGUUUUACAACUGAUAUGUGGACAGUUGGAGUGCUUUGUUAUAUGUUGUUGAGUGGAAAACAUCCAUUUGGUGGAGACAAAGGAAGAGUCAAGCGUUGUGAUUGGACAUUUGAUAGUGAUUCAUUCAAGGGAAUCUCUGAUGGGGCUAAAGAUUUCAUCAAGAAGCUCUUAGUUGCAGACAAGCAUGAGCGUAUGACAGCUGUGGAUGCAUUAGAACACCAAUGGCUUCUGGAUCCUAGCCAAGGUGGUAGUAUUAAAAUAUCUACAGAAAGACACAGAGAAAUUCUUCUAAACUACAAGUGGAAUACUGGUACAUCAUUGAUACCAAUUGGUCGGUUGUCAAGUAUGGGAUCCUUGAAAAAGAUAAGACCAAUUGAAGGAGAUGAAUUGACUGAAAGAAGCAUGAGCAAACGUGAUGCUGCUCCAAGAUUAAUCCAGAAACCUCGUAAUUUGCAUGUUAGAGAGUUCAGCAAUGCUCUGUUUGAAUGCGUUAUUGCUGCAGGAACUGCACCAACAGUUUCAUGGUUUAAAGAAACCAAAGAACUUGUGCAAGGUCUAAAACAUAAAGCCAAAUAUGAUGAUAUCAAUUAUAAGCUUCAAGUUGGUAGAUGUCUUGAAGAUGAUGCCGGGGAGUAUACUGUGAAAGCAGAAAACUCCUAUGGUAAUAUUAGCUGUACAGCCAAAUUACAGGUGGAACCUGACCCGAGCAAGCGAAUUAAAUAUGAAAAGAAAGUAAUUAGAAAAACCUAUAUCCCAGUUGUUGAAGCCAAACCAGAUGUAGCUCCAAUGUUUACAUUUAUCUUACGAUCUCGUCGGAUACAGCUAUCUGAGAGUGCAAAAUUAACUUGUAUAGUCUCUGGACAUCCAGAACCGAAAGUUACAUGGAUGCACAAAGAUAAAGAGAUCAGUCGUACUGACGGCAGUUAUAAGAUAGGCUAUAUGUUAGGAAUGUGUUCACUAGAAAUAGAUAAAUUGACGCCUGAGAUGGGUGGUAAAUAUAAGUGUCUUGCUGUUAAUUCAGCAGGACAGGACAUAACAGAAUGCACUGUACAAGUUGAUACUGUUGAUCCAAGAACUAAAAUCAAAUUUGGUUUAGAAGAAAUUGACAUUGAUUUAGAUGACCCAGAGACAAAGAAAGCUGCCAUUAAAAUUCAAGCCAGUUACAGAGGAUUCCAAGCCAAGAAACACAGACAGCAAAAAGAGACGGAAGUUGUCGUCACAAAAAAAGUUGAAGUUGAAGAGGAAAUUGAUAUUGACCUGGAUGACCCGGAAGUAGAAGCAGCUGCUGUCAAGAUCCAAGCAGGGUUUAAAGGAUUGAAAGCACGUAAACAAAUUAAAGAAGAAAAAAGUAAAGUUGUUAAAGUUGAAGCUUCAGAAGAAGAAGUGAUUGAUAUUGAUCUGGAUGACCCGGAAGUAGAAGCAGCAGCUGUUAAGAUCCAAGCAGGUUUCAAAGGGUUGAAAGCACGUAGACACAUUAAAGAGGAAAAAAGUAAAACUGUUACAGUAGUUGAAACUACACAAGAUGAGGAAAUUGACAUUGAUCUUGAUGAUCCUGAUGUAGAGAAAGCUGCAGUAAAGAUCCAAGCCAGCUUUAAAGGCAUGAAAACAAGAAGAGAAGUCAAGGCUAAAGCACCUGAAAAGCCUGAAACCCCUAAACCUGAACCACCAAAAUCUUCUCCUGAGGAGGAAGAGAUAGAUAUAGAUUUGGAUGACCCGGAAACUGAAAAGGCAGCUCUUAAGAUACAAGCUAGUUUCAAGGGUUUGAAAGCAAGGAAAAAUCUUGCAGCCAAGAAAGAUGAAAAACAAAAAGAAGAACCCAAGCCAGAACCAGACUCAUCAAAGCAAACAGAAGCAGAAGAAAUUGACAUUGAUCUUGAUGAUCCAGAGACAGAAAAGGCAGCACUUAAAAUUCAAGCCCAGUUUAAAGGAAUGAGAGCUAGGAAAGGUUUUGUAACUAAAAAUGCUGAUACAGUUAAGGAGGAAAAACCUCAAGAAGCGCCACCCAAACCCGCAGAGGAAGAGGAAAUAGACAUUGAUUUGGAUGAUCCUGAGACGGAAAAGGCAGCUCUGAAAAUUCAAGCUCAGUUCAAAGGUUUCAAAGCUAGGAAAGGUGCUGCAGCUAAGAAAGCCACAGAAGAACCUCCAAAACAAGAACCACCAAAACCAGCACCAACAGAAGAAGAAGAAAUUGACAUUGACUUGGAUGAUCCAGAAACUGAGAAAGCAGCACUGAAAAUCCAAGCCCAGUUUAAAGGAAUGCGAGCUAGGAAAGGGUUUGGAGCUAAAAAAGCUAAAGAAGAGCCACCUAAAUAAGCUGAGAAUUAAGCCUAAGAAGAUUGAUAGAAGAUGCACAAGGCAAAGAAAGAUGCUUAUGAAACAAGUCAACACAUUACAAAGGACUUUGGGCUGAACAGAAGGUGGAAGAAAAGCAGUUGUCUUAUUUUGUCAACUCUAUUGGAAGCUACAUUAAAAAAACUAGAAAAAACUAAAGAAACUAAGAAAAUCUAAAUUGCUGGUUGUAUAUCGCUUCGAUGAAAGUUCGUAUGCAAAGAGAUAGUAAUUUAGUAAAACAUUCUGUAUAGGGUGAAUAUGGACUUCUUUUGUUAACAAUUCGUGCUCUAUUGAAAUACCUGCCUGUCAAAAUAGUUCGUUUUUGUAGUUGUAGGUGUUAUAUUAAAUGUGCUUAACCAUAGUCCACAAAAAACAAACUUUCAAUCUUUGGAGAAGCCACAAUACAGAAUUUAACAGAUAGACUGAUGUAGUUUAUAUUGUAUAUUAUUUACAUACUUUGUGUUGUUCUGAUACCGGAAUGUUGAACUAUCACCAUUGAUUCCUUGUAAUUGUCAAUAUGGCAUAAAUGAUGUUUUACAGGCACCCAAUUUUUCAACCAUUUUCCAGUUUUACUGGAACACAAUUGUCAAAACUGAAACUUAGAAUCUUAGAAAACAAUUUACUUAAUGUUGGGUGCCAAUCAAAGAAGUUAGUUGAACUUUUUUCACUUUUUUUUUACCGAUAAGUUAACUUUAUAAGUAUAAUAACAAUGUUAAGUUAUGUAUGUAGUGCAAUACAGUCUGCUUUCAUUACACGAGCAUUGUCUUAAUAAUAAAAAUUAUAA
Messenger RNA from Saccoglossus kowalevskii, 5938 nucleotides. Its product is annotated as twitchin-like. The record is from RefSeq and is a predicted model, not a curated record. Gene Ontology annotation, biological process: protein phosphorylation. NCBI's taxonomy places the organism in Eukaryota, Metazoa, Hemichordata, Enteropneusta, Harrimaniidae. Gene Ontology annotation, molecular function: protein kinase activity; ATP binding; protein binding.